Molecule: messenger RNA, 3966 nt
Organism: Pseudoliparis swirei
Lineage: Eukaryota; Metazoa; Chordata; Actinopteri; Perciformes; Liparidae
Gene: tmx3b
Product: thioredoxin related transmembrane protein 3b
Biological process (GO): peptidyl-cysteine oxidation
Cellular component (GO): endoplasmic reticulum
Molecular function (GO): protein disulfide isomerase activity
Source: RefSeq, a predicted model, not a curated record
AACCGUAGGUUCCUGAAGCCAUUGGGAGUCUAACCCUGCGCAUGCGCAGACCGGCUUGCUUUAGCAGCUGUAUUUCCUGCUUGCUGUUUCCUCUCGAAGCGAUGGCAGAAGUGAAAGCCUCCCUGAUUUGUGGCGUUGUGGCGGCUUUGCUGGCGUCGGCGACGCUCGCGUUUGUUGAAGACUUGGAUGACACAUUUAAAGACAUCAGAGUGAACGAUAUCUGGCUGGUUGAUUUCUAUGCGCCGUGGUGCGGCUACUGUAAAAAGCUCGAGCCGGUAUGGCACGACGUGGGAGUGGAGCUGAAGACCUCCGGGUCGCCGGUCCGCGUGGGAAAGAUGGACGGCACCGCUUACUCCGGGAUGUCGUCGGAGUUCGGCGUUCGUGGUUACCCCACGAUAAAACUGUUAAAGGGGGAUCUCGCCUACAACUACAAGGGACCCAGGACAAAAGAUGACAUCGUGGAGUUUGCCAACAGGGUGGCGGGACCGGCCGUCAGGGCGCUCCCCAGCAAGCAGAUGUUCGAGCACAUGAUGAAGCGGCACAAUGUGCUUUUUGUGUACGUCGGCGGGGAGUCCCCCCUCAAAGAGAAGUACAACGACGUCGCCGCCGAGCUCAUCGUCUCCACUUAUUUCUUCUCGGCUUCGGAGGAAGUCUUUCCCGAGUCGGUAACUUUGCCCGAGCUCCCCGCGGUCGUAGUCUUUAAGGACGGGGCCUACUUCACCUACGAUGAAUACGCAGAUGCCAGUUUGUCAUCGUGGGUGAACAAGGAGCGCUUCCAAGGAUACCUCCAGAUUGAUGGCUUCAUCCUCUAUGAGCUCGGAGAAACAGGCAAAUUGGUAGCGAUCGCAGUCAUCGAUGAGAAGGACCCCACAGAGGAGAGUGGCAGAUUAAAGACCUUGAUUCAGAGGGUGGCGAAGGAAUACAGAGAACAUUUUAACAGAGACUUCCAGUUCGGCCACAUGGACGGGAACGACUACAUCAACAGCCUCAUUAUGGGCGAGGUGGCGGUGCCCUCCGUCGUCAUCCUCAACACGUCCAACGAGCAGUACUUCCUGCCCAGUGAGCCGAUCGACACCAUGGAGCAGCUGGUCCAGUUCAUCAACGGUGUUUUGAACGGUUCCGCACAGGCGCACGGCGGCGACGGCUUCGUUCAGAGGAUCAAGCGCGUGGCCUUCGAUGCCAGAUCCACCAUCAUGUCGGUGUUCCGCAGCUCGCCGCUGCUCGGCUGCUUCCUGUUCGGCCUGCCGCUGGGCGUCAUCAGCCUCAUGUGCUACGGCAUCUGCACGGCCGAGUCGGACGACGGCUCCGACGACGUGGACGCCGCGCUCAAGAGGGAGGGCCUGACCGACGAAGAAGAGGAGGAGGAGGAGGACGGCGACGAGGAGAGGGAACGCGCCCCCGAGCUGGAGGGCCCAGAAGAGGGCGAGGAAGAGGAGGAGGAGGAGGAGGAGGUCGUUGGAGGAGGAGGAGAGAAGGACCCCGGGGAGAAGAAAACCGAUUAACGCAGGUGCUCCCAGCGCGGUGACGUGAAACUCAAAGACACAUCGAUGUGUUGCUGUUCUGCUUCUGUGUCUUUCAUACCCCACCCCCUCUCUAAAGCCCCUCUGGCACAGACUUUGAGUCCUGUGUUAAAGGUCGGCCGCUCUGCCACGCUUCAAGCUAACCGCCUUUCCUUUUUUUUCUUUUCAUUUUUUUUGUACCGCCGUGUUCAGCACGUAACGCUCGAGAGACGCAGGCGGAGAACCAAUCGAACCUCCUUAUUUAUUACGAUUGGACCGACCAGUGGUUUUAUUGCGACGUGUGACUCGCUCUCUCUCUCUCGUUGUUGUUGUUUUUGUAUCUACUAAAAAGCUCCCGUUGUGUCUUCUUCUUCUUCUUCUUUUUCCUUCUCUUUUUCUGUUGUAGUCAUAUCCCAAUCGUUUUUUAAAAAUCUUUUAAAUUCCAUUAUAAACCCGCCUUCCUACUGAUGUGACCGCACAUGCAUCUCUUUCACCUCGACCCUCAGCCCAAAGUUAAAGCUUAUCUAAGUGUGUGUGUGUGUGUGUGUGUGUGUGUGUGUGUGUGUGUGUGUGUGUGUGUGUGUGUGUGUGUGUGUGUGUGUGUGUGUGUGUGUGUGUGUGUGUGUGUGUGUGUGUGUGUGUGUGUGUGUGUGGCAAAAGGAAGUGCACAAGAAGGAAAAUCUGCCAUGAAUGAAUUGUGCUUUUUCUAUUUGAUGUUAUUGCCUGAAAAUAUUUAUUCUUCUUUUGUUGUUCUUCUUCUUCUCUGGGCGCAAAGUGCCGAGACAUUCGUGAAUUUCUCACCUGUUAGAGUCCAUUAAUGCAAAAAGGCUGCAUUGGUAACUGCCGUCAGUCUGUCUGUUACUGGGAUAUGGCAAAUGUACUUUUUCUUUCUCUCCUUCUGUCUUUUUUUUCUUCCUCAACAUGGCCGACCUGCUUAAAAUUCUCCGUACAGAUGAGUUGCGCCUGUCGAGCAGACGUCCAUAAAAGGCAUCGGUCGUUUAACAAGUCCUUUUCUUCACAUCGCCCGGCUCGGCCUCGUUCCACAUUUCAAUCUGUCUUCCAUCACCGGUUUCCAUAUUGAAUUCAGUCGGCAGGUUGAAGUUUAAAUCCCGACGCACUGAGACGGGGUUUAACCCCUUGUUUACUGUUAGAGUAACCGCUGCUCGUUCUCUCCACGCCGUCGUCUCUCCCAUUGUCACACACUCACAGCGAAAGCGUGCGCUGCAGCCGGAGUCGAGUCGGGCUCGUGGCUUCCGCUUGGGUUUCAGUCUGUUACAUAACAAACACCGGGCUCUCAAGUGUCACGCAUUGAGCGUGAGACUCACGCAUUUCGGUCUUAAGUCACGCUUCCCGACAUGCGCUACGCCCGGUGGAAUGCGCUGAUUGGGAACACCUGCUCGGAUUGGCAAAUUUAGGAAAUGCGCCUCUUCACUUCAAGACGAUUCUCUCGUGUCCGAAGGGAGACCAUGAAGCCAGUGUGUGCUAAGCUAAACUAAGCUAAGCUAACGAGCUGCUGGCAAAGAAUGGAAACCGCUAGCCGGGUUCUGUCUAGAGUCUGCACACCGGCCGAAGAUGGAAGGUGUUCAUCAGAGAGCCGGAGAGAUUUCCCCCUUUGCAUCCAGUCUUUAUAGAUAGAUAUAUACUUUUAUUAAUCCCCAAGGGGAAAUUAGAAAUUAUGCUAAACUAAGCUAAACUAAGCUAGCAAGCGGCUGGCUCCAGUUCCAUAUCCGCCGCGCGGUCCUCUCCUUCGACUCCCGACUAGAAGGCCAAUAUGCGUACUUCCCUAAAUGGCAGAACUAUUCCCUCUUCUGAGUGGCUGGAUUAUUAUUCCCUCUGCAUUAUUCAUUUUUCAUUAUUCGAAUCAUAUCCCGCGUUACAGAGCCGGCUAGCAAUUACAAGUUUUUAAAAAUGAGCAACGACGGCGUCCGUAACGGGCUUUCUCUCCGGGGAGCGUUGAGUUCAUCCUCGAGGAAGAGGAGCGAGACGAAGUCGCCCGCGAAUCCCGACUUUCGACUUUCUUUCGACUGAACGGGCGACUAAUCUACUGCGCGGGCUUUUGAAUGAUGUUUUUUCCAAAUGGGAAUGAAUGUUUUGAGCGGUUUGUGCUGUAAUGGUGUGAAGGUGAUCCCCCACCCCCCAUUUUUUUUCUUUUUUAAAGUGUAACGGUAAGUAAUAAGGUCGCUUCAAGAUUCAACACUCUUCAUUUCGCCGUGCUUUUGUAGCUCAGUACAUCUGGACUCGGCUCCUCGGCCUGAGGACGCCUGGUGUUUUUAAUAUACGGAGGUCAUCUGUAUUAUUACUGUGAACGAGCACUAAAGGAAACCAUGCCCUCGCCUUGCCUUCUGGUCCUUGUAGUUGCUGACCAUUCUCUGCCAAAUGUCCUCUUUUGGGUUUGAAUUGAGAUUGUCAAACUUUAUUACAGGUUUAAAAGAUUGAAAUAAAGACUGUCCUCUUUUUUUCCCCUCUC